Molecule: messenger RNA, 1914 nt
Organism: Sycon ciliatum
Lineage: Eukaryota; Metazoa; Porifera; Calcarea; Leucosolenida; Sycettidae
Exons: 1
Coding region: 1-1914 (637 amino acids)
Source: RefSeq, a predicted model, not a curated record
AUGCGUUUCCGUCUCAAGCCAAUUGUGAUUAGCGCUGACGUAGAGAAAGCAUUUCUUCAAAUUUCUAUUCAGCCAAGUGACAGGGACGUCACCCGAUUCAUCUGGUACAAGGACUGUACCACACCUGAGAAGGUUAACGGCAAUGUCACAGCGUACCGUUUCUGUCGAGUGCCGUUCGGUGUAGUCUCGAGCCCAUUUCUGCUCGCUGCUACCAUUCAGCUGCACCUCACACAGGCCCAGACCGAUGUGUCUGGUGCUAUUGCACGUGAUCUGUAUGUGGACAACCUAAUAACCACGGUCUACUCCCCAGAAGAAGGUAUUCAUCUCUACAAGGAAGCCAAGCAGCUGUUCUCAGAUGCAUCCAUGAACCUACGAGACUGGACCUCCAACUCCGACAAAGUGUUGGACAAGAUUCAGGAAAUCGACCGAUUGCCAUCAGCAUCUACCAAAGUCCUUGGGCUCAAGUGGGAUAGCAAAGCAGAUAACAUCGCCGUGUCCAACAGCAUCAAUGAGAAAUCAGUCGGUCCAGUCACAAAGCGCAGCGUGCUGAACAAAGUGGCAAGCGUGUUUGACCCACUCGGAUUGAUGACACCAUCUACACUGCAAGGGAAGCGGUACCUUCGUCGGCUAUGGGAGGAAGGUCUGGAGUGGGAUGCCCCAUUGUCCGCACCAAUGCUCCUGGAGUGGGACAACAUCCAAUCAGCACUCCGGCAGACGACGACCGUCACCAUUCCAAGGUUCAUUGGUCCUGCAAGUGCAAGUCAACCGAUGAGUCUACAUAUCUUCACAGAUGCAUCCAAGGAUGCAUAUGCAGCAGCAGCUUACCUCCAAGUGCAGAUUCCGGAUUCCAACAAGUACACGGUGAAUCUCAUCUUCUCCAGAUCCCGACUGACCCCGUCAGCCAACAAACCGUCCAAGAAGCAAUCAGUCACCAUUCCUCGUAUGGAACUGCUCGGCGUGGUCAUCGGAUUCAGGAUGGUCAAGUUCAUCCAAUCCCAGCUUCAACUUCAGAACAACAUCCCAACAUACCUCUGGACUGAUGCCAAGUGUGUUCUCCACUGGCUCACAACGCCCCAUCAUCUCUCAACAUUUGUUGCCAAUCGUGUGAAGGAAGUGAAAUCCAAUCAGCAGCUACAGUUUCGUCACGUUCAGUCCCAGGACAACCCUGCAGACAUAGCAACACGCGGUCUUCAGCCAGAGGAGUUGAAGGAGUCUUCUCUCUGGUGGCAGGGUCCUGCAUGGCUAGCAGGAGACAAAGAGGACUGGCCAACAGGAAAACUGAUCGUCACGCAAGAAGACAUUGCAGAAGCAGACAAAGAGAGACGCUCCCCUCUCAUUACAAUUGGGAACACAGCUGCCGUCAUCAACGACAGCACAGAAACGUAUUCGCUUCAGGCAGCAGAACAACGUGUUUCAUCCCUCAGAUCGCUCUUGAGGACUACAGCAAUCUGCCUCCGUUUCAUUGGCAAAAAGAUCUGGAGCAAGGUCAGUAGCAGCACACGAGAGAAGCUACGGCCAAAGAUUCCCCUCGCAGCAAUGGUCUUUGAUGAUGCUUCGCGCACCAAGUACGUAGCAGCCAGUGAUCUCAGCAUCGCAGAGAAGAUCAUCAUCAGACAACACCAACGACAGAACUUCACAGAUGCGUUCAAAGCUAUAGACAGCGGUACUCGUCACCCCCUUCAAGACCAGCUCGGACUUCGCCUGGAUGCUGAAGGACUGCUAAGAUGCCAUGGAAGGCUAGACAAUGCUCAGCUACCUGAAGAUGCAACUCGCCCUAUGCUGAUAUCCCGACACAGUAAGCUAAGUACUCUGAUCAUCCGGAAGUUCAUGCGCGUCUCAUUCAUGCCGGAGUGUCUCACACACUUGCCCAGAUUCGACAGAAGUACUGGCUUCCACAAGGGCGGGCAGCUGUGA